AUCCUCAAUUUUUAUUUAUCGUUUUUAUUUUUCCGAAAUUCUCGAUCGCCGAUCGACGGCAAAUCUCAGAGUUUUUUCCCGGCGAUUCAUUCCGGGAUGAUGUGAAUCGCCGAUUACUCAAUAACUUUCACUGAAACCAUAAACCCUAAAAGUUUACUGUAGUAAUACACCUUCUCGAUACGAAAAUCCACUUCGGGAUUCGUGCUUUUUGCUACCUCGAUUUGGUUCUUGAUCUGCUCGAACUCUGGAAGAAGAGCUUGCGGCGAUCUAUUUUAAGCCUUGUUUCUAUUUUCCCCCAAAAAUCUCAAUAAUGAUGAUCUUUUGGUGCUUGGGAAUGGAUUUUAGCUUGCGAGAACGGUCUUAGUUUCCUAUUUUGCAGAGCUGCUUUUUAUAUAUAUUGGCUUGGUUCUCUAUCUACAUGGAAGCAUACAGAGAGGAAGCUCUCAGAGUGAAACAGAUCGCCGAGAGAAGGUUUGCUGAAAAAGACUUCACGGCGGCGAGGAGCUACGCCUUGAAAGCUAGGUCCUUGUCUCCUGAUUUGGAAUGUUUAUCUCAGAUGGUUGCAACGUUUGAAGUCUACUUAGCUUCUCAGAGUAGAAGCGGUGGUCAAAUUGAUUACUACGCAGUUCUCGGACUAAAACCUUCUGCCGGGAAAAGAGAAGUGAAGAAACAGUACAAGAAGAUGGCUGUUUUGCUCCAUCCCGACAGGAACAAAUCCAUCGGAGCUGAUGGUGCGUUCCAUCUCAUUUCCGAAGCCUGGAAUUUCUUGUCCAAUGAGUUUAAUAAAAGUACGUUCUAUUACAAAAGAAAGAAGCAUAUCGACUCCACAGUGGUUCAGAAGCAUACCCCUGAGUACAUGUCUGCGACUGUGACCGGGACUGGAGGGUUUGAUCGGUUUCCGCAAUCUUCAGAGAGACUUGACACUUUCUGGACUGUAUGCACCUCAUGCAAAGUUCAGUACGAGUAUCUAAGGAAGUACGUGAAUAAGAGGCUUUCAUGUAAAAACUGCCGCGGAGCAUUUAUAGCUGUAGAAACUGGUCCAGCUCCUGUUAGUGCACCGUUUCAUUACGCGCCUCCAUCUCAUGCUCCUCCGAGUAAUGGCUAUAGCGCGCAUGGUUAUGAUGCUGUUGCACGUACGCCAACCAAUUCCACGUAUUUCUUAGGCCACUAUCCUGGCCAAGGUCAUGGAUAUGAAUACGCUACGAAUGGUUCUUAUGAAUGGAGCUCCUCAUACCCUGGAACAACCUCCCCGGGGAAUCUAGAUUUGAAGCGUGUUUCCUCAGUGUCCAAUGGCUAUCCUUAUAAGCACAGCAACUCGGUAGUCAGCCCGAUAAUAAGUAAAGUCAAAGAUGGUUCUAAUGGGACAUGCUCGAUGAAAAGCGCACCAGGUCGUCUUAGAUAUCCUAAUCCACCGAGCGUGUCUGCUCCUGCAAAUGCAAGUAAGGUCAGCAGACCUGGGAAGAAGAGCAGGGUUUCCUUGGAAUCGUCUGUUAAUGGAUUUCUUGAGAACCCUCUGAGAUCUGCUUCGGUAUCAAAGAUAACGAAUGCGGAUGCAAACAUGGAACAGGAUUACAAACUUCAUGGCCAAAGGCGGUGGUCUGCUGCGUCAGUGUUGGAUACACGGAAGCCAUUAAUUCAAAAGGCCAGAGGAGACAUUAAGCAAAGACUGGAGAUCUUGAGAUUGGCUUCAGAGGCGGCGGCAGCAGAGGACGCAACACCACUUGAUGAGAAAACUGUUGUCUCCUGUAAGUUGGGAGAUGCUACGGGACGCAAAACCAGUGGUCCAAUAACAGUUCCAGACUCCGAUUUCCAUGAUUUCGAUAAAAACAGAUCGGAGGAGUGCUUUGAGCCAAGGCAAAUAUGGGCAAUAUACGACGAAGAUGAUGGUAUGCCACGCUUGUAUUGUGUGGUUAGGGAAGUACUCUCUGUUCAGCCCUUUAAGAUUGACAUAGCCUACUUAAGCUCCAAGACCGACAUCGAGUUCGGUUCGAUGAAAUGGGUACAAUACGGUUUUACAAAGUCGUGUGGACAUUUCAGGAUACGAAACUCUGACAUAGUUGAACAAGUAAACAUCUUUUCGCAUCUUUUGAGAGGCAAGAAGACAGGGAGAGGUGGUUGUGUUCGAAUCUUCCCCAAAACUGGAGAGAUUUGGGCUGUCUACAAGAACUGGUCAUUAAACUGGAACGAAUCUACCCCGGACGAAGUGAGGCACCAAUAUGAAAUGGUCGAGAUCCUUGAUGAGUAUACCGAACAGUGUGGUGUGUGCAUUGUGCCUCUUGUUAAACUAGAGGGCUACAAAACAGUGUAUCACAGGAGCACAAGGGAUGAUGAUAAGAAGUGGAUACCAAGGAGCGAGAUGUUGGGGUUUUCGCAUCAAGUUCCAUCUUGGUUUCUUAAAGAUGCAACUAGCGGUUUUCCUGGAAACUGUUGGGACUUAGAUCCGGCUGCAAUCCCUGAGGAGCUGCUUCACAUCUGAGCAGGAACCGAUUGAUAUCAAGAAAGAGGGCUUUAGUUGAGUCCAAGUGUAAGAGUUGUAUCAGCUAAGAAUCGACAAAAAGACUGGAGUUUUAUGAAGGACUGUUGUUAACACGCAAAUUGUUCUGUUUGAUCACUGAAGCUGUUGUAUUAGGCAAUGUUCAACGAGUAAGCAAAGCAUAGUUUGACUUUUGUUUGCUCUGUUUUCUUCUAUUCUACGAUUCUGUAUUCGUUUCUUUGUUGACCUUAGUGAUGACAGAAUUUUUACAGUAGAGUUAUAAAUGUAGCAAUUUAUAUUUCCA
Molecule: messenger RNA, 2777 nt
Organism: Eutrema salsugineum
Lineage: Eukaryota; Viridiplantae; Streptophyta; Magnoliopsida; Brassicales; Brassicaceae
Exons: 2
Coding region: 419-2476 (685 amino acids)
Source: RefSeq, a predicted model, not a curated record